AUGGUGUCUUACCGUGAUUAUGAAAUUUACCUACUCAUUCUUCUGCUGGUAAAGUUUCACGGGUCAGGGGGUUUGGAUUUGCAUUUCAUUCAGGAACCUUCCAAUCCAAGCUACUUUAACAAUGGCAGUGACGCCAACCUAGUUUGGGACUACACUGAUCCACAAAAUAAGAUUCAGUACGUUAUCUAUAGUGUUCUGGUAGAUGGUACAUUUGUCAGAAUGAUGCUUAGCAACAGUCAGGGUGUCCAAGAACAUCCUAACAUUCCUUCAUGCUACAAAGGAAGAGUUAAAAUUGAAGCAAGAGCUACCCUGGUUGUCAAUAACAUCAACCCUGCAGACAAUACCAAAUUUAGAUGUAGUGUUUAUGGACUAGUAGGGACGAUCGAAAGUACAGUGCAGCUUAUUGUGGCAGAGGCACCACUUAUAAACCUCUCUUUAGGAGGAAACUAUUACAUUGAGGGAUCCCCUGUCACCAUAGCCUGUAAAGCUUCUGGGAAACCACUGCCGGAUGUAGCAUGGAUCAGAAAUGGAGUAUUGGAAAGUUCAGGGAAGAAAACUGCUUUCUUAAAGUUUGAUAAUAUAAAUAGAACUGAUGCAGGACAAUAUACAUGUCGAGCCAAUAACUCAGUGGAAGUCACUUCCAUCGACACAACAAUUGUAGUCCACUACAAACCUGAAGGUGCAAGGCUCACUACCAAUGCUUCACAAAAUACCGUCAUUGAAGGGGACACAGUUAUAUUCACGUGCAUAGUUAUGGCGGCUGUGCCAAAAGUGUCAAUUUACAAGUUCUAUUUCAAUGGUCACCUCCUAAGUGGGAACAAUAACAGUCAGUAUACUCUGAAUAAGGUCAAUCGAUCUCAGCACUAUGGCGAGUACAAAUGUGUCCCACAUAAUGACGCUGGGGGUGGAGCAGAAGCCACUGUGAGACUUGACGUAAAUGUUCCUGUCCAGUUUACAGAAGUGCCACAGAAUAUAACAGUUAACACGUCAACUCCUCUGUUUUUGAGUUGUGAUGCCUCGGGUUUUCCUGAACCUCAGAUAAGAUGGGAAAAAUCUGGGAUUACUUUGUCCCACACCAGACAGUUGAACCUCUCCAGUAGUAAUAGGAACGAUGCAGGAGAAUAUGUUUGCAUCGCAACCAAUGGGGGAAGACAGGAAAAGACAGUAAGAGCUUAUGUCGUUGUGCAAUACCCGCCCACAAUUCAAAAUAUCACCACGUCAUCUAAGAAGUCUUGGAUUGGCCAGACAGUGACUUUGAAGUGUCUUUCUGAUGGUGUUCCUACACCAACACUCUCUUGGUACAAACCUGAAGGAAGUGAAAUAAACAGAGUCAGAGCCAGAGAAAACAAAGUACAAUUGCCACUCGGGGGUGAUCAAGAUUUUGGUCAUUACAAAUGCAUUGCUGCCAAUGGACUUAUCCCAUCCGAUGAGAAAUCAAUAAAGAUAAAUCAGAUAAAGAGACCAGGGAAAGCAUCUAUCAACUCAUCAGAAUUAGUCAUUCAAGCAACUUAUAUAACAAUACGAUGGACUGCACCAGCUGAUGAUGGAGGAAGUCCAAUUAUAGGAUACCGAAUGAUCUUACAAAAAGGUGAAACUGAGAUAGAAAAGGAUAAUAUCACCGAUUCUGAGACGACAAGUUAUUCGUUUCGUGGUUUGGAGAAAAAUACCAACUACACGGUGAAACUGUUUUCCAGAAAUUUUGUUUUCGAGGGAGAUCCUACUGUAAGGAGAAUUAGGACUAUAUUUGAAGGUGAGAAAUCACAAGUGAUGUCGUGA
Molecule: messenger RNA, 1776 nt
Organism: Pocillopora verrucosa
Lineage: Eukaryota; Metazoa; Cnidaria; Anthozoa; Scleractinia; Pocilloporidae
Source: RefSeq, a predicted model, not a curated record